Molecule: messenger RNA, 1000 nt
Organism: Saimiri boliviensis boliviensis (Bolivian squirrel monkey)
Lineage: Eukaryota; Metazoa; Chordata; Mammalia; Primates; Cebidae
Source: RefSeq, a predicted model, not a curated record
AACUGUCAUGGAACAUGGGCAUGGAAGCUCUUCUCCAGAACUCCACUAACUUCGUCCUCAUAGGCCUCAUCACCCACCCUGCCUUCCCAGGGCUUGUCUUUGCAUUAGUCUUCUCCAUCUUGGUGGUGGCUAUAACAGCCAAUGCAGUCAUGAUUCUGCUCAUCCAUGUGGACUCCCGCCUCCACACGCCCAUGUACUUCUUGCUCAGCCAGCUGUCCAUCAUGGAUACCAUCUAUAUCUGUGUCACCGUCCCCAGGAUGCUCCAGGACCUCCUGUCCAAGGACAAGACCAUUUCCUUCCUGGGCUGUGCAUUCCAGAUCUUCCUCUACCUGACCCUGAUGGGAGGGGAGUUCUUCCUGCUGGGUCUCAUGGCCUAUGACCGGUAUGUGGCUGUGUGCAACCCCUUACGGUACCCUCUCCUCAUGAACCGCAGGAUUUGCCUGUUCAUGGUGGUCGGCUCCUGGGUGGGUGGUUCCUUGGAUGGGUUCAUGCUGACGCCUGUCACUAUGACUUUCCCCUACUGUGGAUCCCGAGAGAUCAAUCACUUUUUCUGUGAGAUUCCAGCUGUGCUGAAGCUGUCCUGCAUAGACACGUCACUCUACGAGACCCUGAUGUACGCCUGCUGCGUGCUGAUGCUGCUCAUCCCUCUGUCCAUCAUCUCUGUCUCCUACACCCACAUCCUCCUCACCGUCCACCGCAUGAGCUCUGCUGAGGGCCGGCACAAAGCCUUUGCUACGUGUUCCUCUCACAUGAUGGUGGUGAGCCUCUUCUACGGGGCAGCCUUCUACACCAACGUGCUGCCCCACUCCUACCACACUCCAGAGAAGGACAAAGUUGUGUCGGCCUUCUACACCGUCCUCACCCCCAUGCUCAACCCACUCAUCUACAGCUUGAGGAAUAAAGAUGUGGCUGCUGCGCUGAGGAGAGUACUAGGGAGAUGGGUCCCCUCCAAGAGAAUCCAAGUGGCCAGUAUGAUCAGGAAGAACUAGCAGGGCUCCCA